AUGGUAAUAAUAUCAUUUUACGUUGUCAUUAUUACCACGAUAACUAAUCCGCAAAGUGUAGCAGUCACCAUUUCAAAUAUUACUCCAGAACUUUUCAAACAACUUCGUUCGGAUUAUGGUCUAGCAUUAUCAUGUCCUUGUUCAACAAUCAGUGUACCUUAUAAGGCUUUUGUUACCAAUGAAGUCUUAUUUGAUCCUGUUUGUACAAGCAUUUUCACUAGUCGCGAAUGGAUUGAAGCCAUAUAUUUGGUCAAUGCAAGUGCAUAUUUAUUGAUUGAUUUUCGAUCGACUGCAGGCUCUCAAGUGAUGGCAGUGAUGGUAGCAGCAAUUGUUCAAGGUGUACCUGUUACAGACAAUCAUAUGCGUGAGUCGUGUGAAGCUCACUUUUACUCUUAUGGUGCGGAUCCAUGUGAAGGUACAGUCAGUGUUAGAGGUGGGUGCAAAUCAUCGACGCUCAAUUUUGCUCAUACAAAUACGUCAAAAACAUGUACUUCAGUCAAGUUCUUCUGGUCGUAUCCUGUUGAUAAUUUAACAAUGAUUAUCGAAACACCAUUUACAGAAAAACAACAACAGUAUUCAAUUAAGUUUAACGUAGAUCGUACAAUGGGUGCCAUUACAAAUGUUUUUAGAAUAUUUGGAAGAGAAGAAAUCUUAGUGACACCAGCAGAAAGUAAACUUAUUCAACCAUCGGAUUCUAAUUAUCAGAUUAUUCUGAAGUUACAAGGUCCAUCUAGGUUGACCUCCUAUGGUGUGUUUAUUGAUUAUGAAGUUGUUUAA
Molecule: messenger RNA, 777 nt
Organism: Adineta steineri
Lineage: Eukaryota; Metazoa; Rotifera; Eurotatoria; Adinetida; Adinetidae
Source: the annotation of a GenBank genome assembly